Messenger RNA from Leptopilina boulardi, 3307 nucleotides. RefSeq lists its product as uncharacterized. Gene Ontology annotation, biological process: cilium movement involved in cell motility; cilium assembly. The record is from RefSeq and is a predicted model, not a curated record. Gene Ontology annotation, cellular component: microtubule cytoskeleton; nucleus. Lineage: Eukaryota; Metazoa; Arthropoda; Insecta; Hymenoptera; Figitidae. The transcript has 15 exons. Bases 105 to 3263 code for a protein of 1052 amino acids.
GUAGUUUUAAACCUCAAAAUAUAAAAGUGAAAAAAAACAUGCAAUAAUAUUUCUCUCGCUUUCCACGCAUCAGAUCGAUAAAUUCAUUGUUAAAUUCUCCUACAAUGUUAGCACCUAGGAAACAGCCCUUCCAACCUUCCCCAAAAAGCCAUUUCCAGCAGAGAAGAAAUCUUGAUGAAAGAUGUUCAUUAAAUGAACCAAGUAGACUUGCCAAUGAGCAAUGUGAUCAAAUACAAGAAAUUGAGAGGGAUAUUCAAAUUUACAAUUGUCAAGAACCAAAAGAUUCUUCUACUAUUUCUCAAGAAUUAAAAAUAAAAGAGAAAAAUCUUGGUCCAAUGAUAGAUCUUUUGAAGAAUCAUCAUGAAACUGGAGGUAUUAAUCCUCCGUAUUUUCCUCAACAAGAAGAUGGUCACCCAGUGAAAAGUGAGGGUCCUAUGGAGCCAGUUGGACCAUGGGCAACUGGUUGUGUGUCAUACAGUCCCUAUAGUGGAAUAACGGGAGUACGUCCUGUUGUCGAUCGUUACUCAAUAACGCGAUAUAGUCCCGGCGAAUGGCGAGCUCAUAAUCAAACAUUUUUCAAUGAAUCGACCGAGAAAAUUCGAGAAGCUCAAACAAUUAGAUUGGAUGCUCGACAUUGUAAAGAAGAGAUCUACAAAGAAACUGAUAAGACCCAACUGGAAAAUCGAGAUCGGCUCAGUAGCCGUGUAGGUGUUGUUCAUCGAUGGAAAACAGAAUUGGAACGAGCCCUUCUUGACAUAACUGAGGAAAUUGAAUUGCAAGAUGGGGAGCGACGACGUGUCCAGCGGUCUCUGUCAGUUCUCACGAUACCCGAAUCAAUUGCUGCCGAGUUCCUGGAGCUUCGUUCCACUAGACUGGAGCCGGAUCUCGUGAAAGACGAUGUCGAAACGGAAUUAGUGAAGGAAUUAGCUCUUUGUUGGGAGGUGAGAAGUUUUCUUGAGAAAAGUAAAGAACAAAUUGAAGAGCAAUUGCUCGAACUAAGAAGUUUUAAGAACCGAAUGGAAUGCGAUUGGACGGAUAAAGCUGAUACCUAUGAAAUUGAUACUCUUUGUGUGGGACUAAAAAAUUCUUCUCCUUUAAUUUUGUUCAAAAAUGGUGUUACAAGAGUUCCUGCUAAUCAAACAACUCCUGAAGAGUACGAUAAUUUUACUAAGGAAAAUUUAACUGCAGCAGAAAAUUCAAGACAACGAUCCAUAAAUUUAAGAUCCACUUUAAAUGUAAAUUAUUCCAAUGCCCUGAAAGAUCUUCGAACACAAUCGAAUCGAGUGAAUACUGCAUUGGCCGAGAAAAUUGCACUCACCGAACAAGUUUGCGAAAAUUUGGAAAAAGAACUCCUCAAGUGCCUGCAAGAGCUCACAGUUACGGAAAAUUUGAUUGAAGAACUUCGUGGAUCGACAAAAAGCUUAAACGAUGCUUUGAAAGUUGCACAAAGUCGUCUAUCGAAUCGUCUUCAAAGAAGAAAUGUUGAAAAUUGUAGAGACAUUCCACAAUAUGGAAUUAUUGAGGAAGUGAAAACUUUAGGAGAAAGUAUAUCAACAUUAAUGGUAAAAUUGAGAAAAGUCGAAGAUGCACAAGCUAAUUUAGUUAAAUCCAGAAGUAAUAUGGAAAAAGAAAUAAUGGUUAAACAAAAAUCUUUGUACAUUGAUCGAGAUCGUGGAUUAGUUCUUCGAUCAUUUUAUCCAUCGACAACUAAAAUUUUAGGACAAAAUGAAAAAAUCAUGCAAGAGGCAACUCAUACUCAAGAGAUUAAAAUUCAUCACAAAUCGGAACCAAUUUUCUUUUUUAAAAAGAAAAUUUCGAAAAAAGAAAAUGAAAUUAAAGAAUAUUUUCCCAGUUCAUUUGUAAGCAAACCUCAAAAUGAAAUCACUUCAGAAAAAAUAACAAAGGAGAAUAAAGAAACAAAGACUGAAGUAAAUUGUCCUCUAAUUCCAAAUAUAUUAUCUCAUCCUCAACCUCUAGGACCAAUAUCAAAAACUGUUCCUUUAAAUUAUUGGAAAUCUUUAGCAUCGAUUUCAGGAACACGACCAAACGUUGAUAAAUGCUCUCUCGCACGAUUCAGUCCCGGUGAAAAUGAAUUAAGAUUUGAAAAUUUACUUAAAGCGAAUCAAGAAAAUUUCAAUAACGCAUCAUUAUUAGCGUUUACUGCUCUGAAAGCAAUGGAAAGUGCUUUUGCAAAAAUCGAAAAUGAUUCUUUACACAACAAAAUAAAAUUGUGUGCAAGAGCAAAAGUUCUCUUCACAUGGAAACAAGAAUUAGAACAAAAUAUUUUGGACCAUAAUUCUGAGAUAAAAUUGAUUAAUAAUGAAAAGAAACGAUUGAAAAAAUCAAUUAAUGCACUUGAAUUUGUUAAGUCAAUUAACAAUGAAACGAAAUUAAGCAGAUGUUUAAGAAUUGAACCGGAACUCGUUCACGAUCAAGUGGAUGAAGAAAUAAUUCAGGAAGCAAUUAUAUAUGAAGAGAUUUCAAAUAUUUACAAACGAUGUAAAAAUCAUUUAAAUCUUCAACUACAAGAAUUAAAGGAUGCUAAACAGAGACUCGAAUGUGAUUGGUCAAGAAAAGAACAAACUUACGAUAUUGACACAAAUUGUAUAGGCUUAAAAUAUAAUUCUUCGAAUAUUUUAUUGAAACCUGGAUCCGUUAAAUUGCCACAAAAUCAAUCAUCUCCCACAACUUAUAAACAAUUUUGUAAAGAAUCCAUUAUCCAAAGUCAAAAUAGUUUAAGAAAUUCUCAAAUUUUACGCACAAAUAUGAAAAAUAUCUACAAAUCCUCGGUUCAUGAUCUUCGAGGACAAGCGGAUAAAAUAGACAUUGCAUUAGAUGAAAAAAUUGCUGAAACAAUAAAUUAUUGUUUUAAAAUUGAAAACAAUUUGAAAAAAUGUCUGCGAUCAAUGUCCGAAACAGAGGCAUUGAUAGAUAAAAUUAAUAAUAAUUUAGAAAAACUUAAUGGAGCAAUGAAAUGCACUCAAACCUGUUUAAAUGAACGUCUUCAACGAGAAUUUACUGAAAAUUGCCGUGACAAUCCUCAAUUAGGAUUGAUUGAUAGUGUGAAAUUACUCACUGAAAAUAUGUCUAAUAUAUUGGGACAAAAAAGAAAUGCCGAAGAUGUACUUGCUGAAUUAAUUAAAUCAAGAAAAGAAAUAGAGAGAGAAUUAAUGAUAAAACAAAAUACGCUUUAUGUAGAUCGCGAUCGUUGUCUUUCGAUAAGAUCUUAUUAUCCAAGUGUUCAAUGUUUAGGUGGAUAUUAAACUUUUUUUUUUUUUUUUUUCUUUGUAAAAUUGAAAAUUAUGCC